AUGGCGACUGAUGAGGAUAAAUGCAAAAUAGCUAAGUUAUUGCAAGGGCUAGAUGUACCGGAAGUGAAGUUGACCGAACGAUGCAACGAUCUGGUCAGAGAGUUUCAUAAGAAAUUCGAUAGCGAUGCAAAUAUUGAGGACUUGGAAACAGAGGCUUACGAGAAUCCAUAUAUACCAGACAGAGAACUGAUCGGAGAGAACGACAAGAAGUUGAAGGAACUGCUGGCAGACAGUAAACGUGACAAGAAAGCGAUCGAUCUCAAUCUAGAUGCAGCCGACCCUAAGAGACCGUGGCGUACUAAUUCGAAUAAAGAGAAACUUUUGCGUAUCGAAAAUGAACUGAAACAACACAUCGAGAAAUCCAUUACGACUACCGCUCCUAUGGACGAGCAACAAAUGAAAGAAUUGGUGAAACAUUGUCGCGAAGAAACGUCAUCUUUCCCACCUGUUAAUCCUAAUCGCCUAAGAGAAACAGUGGACGAAGCGAAGAGAAAUCUACCAAACUUUCAAUACAGAAUCAUUGAAAAUUCUACAGCUACAACAAUUUUACCACAAGCUCAUGCCUCUGUAAAAGCUAAGGAAGAAUUGCAAUCUUCUGUAGACCAAUAAAUAACUUAAAGCAUAUUAUUUAAGUGCGGGAAUCUUCUG
Bicyclus anynana (squinting bush brown) is the source of this 648-nucleotide messenger RNA. RefSeq lists its product as uncharacterized. Bases 1 to 609 code for a protein of 202 amino acids. NCBI's taxonomy places the organism in Eukaryota, Metazoa, Arthropoda, Insecta, Lepidoptera, Nymphalidae. The record is from RefSeq and is a predicted model, not a curated record. The transcript is spliced from 2 exons.